Molecule: messenger RNA, 1072 nt
Organism: Schistocerca cancellata (South American locust)
Lineage: Eukaryota; Metazoa; Arthropoda; Insecta; Orthoptera; Acrididae
Product: mitochondrial 2-oxodicarboxylate carrier-like
Exons: 4
Coding region: 20-604 (194 amino acids)
Source: RefSeq, a predicted model, not a curated record
AAAUGUUUUCAAAUGUGACAUGUUUCAGACUUAUUUUACAGCAGGGUUGUGUGUCGGUGUGACCGAAGCGAUUGUGAUGAAUCCAUUCGAGCGUGUGAAAGUGACCCUGAUGGCAGACAGGUCGCCUGUGGAGAAGGCGCCCAGCACGUGGGACGUCCUAAAGAAGAUCGUCAGCAACAAGGGUUAUGGUGUGGAAGGCCUCAACAGGGGAAUGUCUGCUACUAUAAUAAGUCAUGGGAUUUUCAAUAUGGUGUAUUUCGGUGUCUUUAAAUCGCUCAAGAGCCGUCUUCGACCAUUUUCUGAUGAAAUGCUGUACCUGUACCACAUAAUGGGCAUUGGCUUUGCAGCUGGUACGCUGGCAUCCAUAGCCAGUAAUCCAUUUGAUGUUGCAAAGACUCGAAUACAGGGCCCUCAGCCAGAACCCGGUGUCAGAAAAUACCGGUCCCCCCUUGCUACUGUGGCAACCAUUUACAGAGAAGAGAGAUUGCGAGCUCUUUUCAAAGGUCUGCUUCCGAGACUUCUGCGAAGAGGUGUUGGAAGUGCCCUAAUGGUGGCUGCUUAUGACUACACGUAUCGUUACCUUACCAAUGGAUUCUCAGAGUAGUUCUGUUGGUGAUAUAAUCACAAUUUGUGUCUAGUUUCUCUAGUCCAGUCAGCAAUGGAGUGUGUGCAUCAACAGAAUUGCAUGGGAGCAUAGGGGUCUUUUUCAUAGGAUUUUAAACACUAGUAUUAUAGAGGAGCCAUUAAGCUGAGCAAGUGAUGUGGUAACAGGUUGUGAAACUUAUCUGUGCCUUGAUCACUGUUAACGCUUUGGGAGCUGAAUGAAAAUAUUGGCGGUUGCUUUGUGGAUUUUUUUUUUUUUUUUUAACACUGAAAAGAACAUUUCCUAAAAUGUGUGUAGAAUAUCAUUGGUGCUAACUCAUGUUUGUGUGCAAAGUCUUCCAAGGUAACGGAGUUGUAACCGUCUUGGCCAUUUGGUAGUUUUGAGCACAGAAAUGUAUUUCAAAUGUUCAGAUAUGCUAUUUUUGUAUGUGAAAUUUGAUAUGAAAAUAACUUAUGUCUUCAUAUUUUA